This is a messenger RNA of Chanos chanos (milkfish), 7737 nucleotides long. It is a transcript of the gene dnah9l, whose product is annotated as dynein, axonemal, heavy polypeptide 9 like. Gene Ontology annotation, biological process: microtubule-based movement. The transcript is spliced from 49 exons. Gene Ontology annotation, molecular function: minus-end-directed microtubule motor activity; dynein intermediate chain binding; dynein light intermediate chain binding. The coding region runs from base 1 to 7737 and encodes 2578 amino acids. Lineage: Eukaryota; Metazoa; Chordata; Actinopteri; Gonorynchiformes; Chanidae. The record is from RefSeq and is a predicted model, not a curated record. Gene Ontology annotation, cellular component: dynein complex.
AUGGACCACGCCCCAGUGUUCAUCUCCCAGGUUCUGGUUUCUGUUCUAGCUAACCCUCUGAAUCAGAGAGACUGGCCGCGGGUUGUGGGCCAGGACAUGCGCAGGCAUCUAGAGCAACUGCGCAGCCGAGCCGUCACUCUGAAAGGUCGAGCUGAAUCACGUACUCUUCUCUCCCUGCCACUGUGUGUGGAGACUGCUGAUCAGCAACAGCUCAGGUGUCAACAACACACUGGUUGUCUGAUGGAUCGAGCGUUGCUUUACUCUAUCGAGACAAUGGUGAUCCAGUGGACUCAGCAGAUGGGCUCUGUGCUGCAGCGAGACUCAUCGAUGCCCCUGCGAAAGGGGGACCACCCAGGCCCCUCCACAGAGCUCCAUUUCUGGGCACAACAGAAGGACAACUUGCUGGGGAUUCAGAGACAGCUCCAGAACCCCAAAGUGGAUCAGGUAUUGGAGAUUCUCCGAAGGAUCAACAGCAGCUACUAUGCAUCGUUCAUACACAUUAUCGAUAAAGUUAACCAAGCUGUGGUGGAAGCGGAGGAUAUCGAACUAUACUUGCGGCCGUUGCGAAAGCCCAUCGUGAUGUUUGAAGAACGUACGUUCACCCAGCUGGAGCCUCUCAUUCCCUCUCUGUUUCACACGCUCGCUCUCAUCUGGACGCACUCCCGUUUCUACUGCUCCCCCCAGCGCAUUGUCACGCUGCUCACAGAGUUCUGCAACCUGCUGAUUGAGAAGGCCUUUGUGUAUCUGAUCCCUGAGGAGCUGUUUAAGAUGGAGCUGGAGGAAGGUGUUGAGAGGGUACAGCGUGCCAUUCAGGUCUUCAGCACGUUUAAGUGCAGUUUCCAGCAGCACAGGGACAAACUGACCCCGGCCGGACCGUACAGUCGGCCCGGGCAUGUCGUCAAACCCUGGGACUUCCCCUCCGAGCUCGUCCUCCGCCGGAUCGACCGGAUCAUGGAGAGACUGACUAUGAUCGAGGAGUUGUUUGCGUCUGCGCUGGACUUUCUGAAGCUGGAGAGGUUGGAAUUGGGUGGGUCCAGGGGAAAGGUUCUGAGUGAAAUGGUUUACAGCAUGAACGACGAGUUUCACGACAGCUGGAGAAUACUCAGAGAGAGCAAAUACGACCCCCUGGACUACACGAAAGAGGAGUUUGUGUGUGACUACAAGCGCUUCAUGGAGCAAAACCGAGACUUUGACCAACGUCUGGGAACAGUGUUAAACCUGGCCUUCCAACACUCACCAAGUCUCGAGUCUGCUUUUAAGCUCUUGCAGAUCUUCGGAACUUUGCUGGAGAGGCCGAGGGUUCAUGAGUUGUUUGCACCAAACUACAUUCUUCUCCUGGGUAUGUUUCAAGAGGAGGUGGGAUUCUGCCAACAUAUACUGGACACCCAGAGGGAGAAGCUGCGGAACGGCUGUGUAGUUCUCAGUAAGAACAUGCCGAUGGUGGCAGGGAACCUAAAGUGGUCUCAGGAACUCAGAGACAGGAUCCUGACCAAUCGGAGUAAUCUCUGCCAACUGACACACAUCCCACUGGACAGUCCUGAGGCUGAACAAGUGUUACGUGGGUGUGAGUCUGUAUUGGAAGUACUAGAUCAGCUUGAUGAGGAAGUGUAUUCCAACUGGAGCACUGGAUUGGAUGAGCUUUGCCACACCCACCUGAAUGAACACCUCCUCUCGCUGGACCAGGAGAGUGGCUUGUACAGUCUCAAUUUUCACCCUGCGCUGACGUCAGUUUUGAGAGAAGCGAAGUAUCUUGGGUUGCUGAAGAAUGAUCACAUCCCCAAGGCUGCUCAGCACCUUUACUCCAGACGAGAAACACUCUACAUGGUGGGUGUGCUAGAGAAGCCACUGGAGAAAAGGGCGGGGCGUAACUUUGCUCCUCCCGGCACUAAAAAGCUGAUUUAUUUUGUGGAUGAUCUGAACAUGCCUGAGGUGGACGCUUACGGCACCGUCCAACCUCACACCCUCAUCCGACAACACCUGGAUUACUCACACUGGUAUGACAGACAGAGGCUGGUUCUGAAAGAGAUCCAUAACUGUCAGUACAUCACUUGCAUGAACCCGACUGCUGGAAGCUUCUCUGUAAACCCUCGACUGCAGAGACAUUUCUCCGUGUUUGCGGUGCAUUUCCCUGGUGCGGAGGCUCUUAACACUAUCUACAGCAGUAUCCUGACUGCUCACUUCCAGCAGGGCGGGUACAGUUACGGGGUGAGCCGCUCUGUGGGGACCCUCGUACAGGCCGCCAUCUGCCUGCACCAGAAAAUGACCCAGAACUUUCUGCCCACGGCCAUUCGCUUCCACUACAUCUUCAACCUCAGAGACAUGUCCAACAUCUUUCAGGGUAUUCUGUUUGCCCCUCCAGACAGUGUGAGAUAUCCCGUUGACCUGGUUCACCUCUGGUUACACGAGUGCUCUCGUGUGUACUCAGACAAACUGAUGGAGGAGAAGGACGUCGAACUGUUCAAUAAGAUCCUAUUGGACACUGGGAAGAGGUAUUUUGAGUGUAUAGAUGAAUCUAUCUUAAUCCAUCAGCCACUGUUAUACUCUCACUUUGCCCACGGAGCGGGGGAGCCACGCUACGCUCAGGUGAGCGACUGGGAAAAACUGCAGAAAACCCUGACCGACGUCCUGGAGCAUUACAACGAGCUGCACGCUAACAUGAACCUCGUCCUGUUUGAGGAGGCCAUGCAGCACAUAUGUCGGAUCAGUCGGAUCUUGGAGGCUCCUCUCGGCAAUGCCUUGCUGAUUGGCGUGGGUGGAAGUGGGAAACAGAGUCUGUGUCGUUUGGCUGCUUUCCUCAGCACACUGGAGGUUUUUCAGAUCACUCUGCGCAAGGGUUACGGCAUCAGUGACCUUAGGAGUGACAUAGCGGCUCUGUAUAUUAAAGUUGGAGUGAAGAACAUUGGUACCGUGUUCCUGCACACAGAUGCCCAGAUUCCAGACGAACGCUUUCUAGUGCUAAUCAACGACAUGCUAGCAUCGGGGGACAUCCCUGACUUGUUCAGUGAGGAAGAGAUAGACGUGAUCGUCACCUCCAUCCGUUUGGAGCUGAGAGGCCUGGGUUUGCUUGACACUCGGGAGAACUGCUGGAACUUCUUCAUCGAGAGGAUUCGCAGACAGCUAAAGGUGGUGCUCUGUUUCUCUCCCGUGGGGUUCACCCUGAGGACAAGAGCGCGGAAAUUUCCGGCACUGGUGAACUGCACAGCCAUUGACUGGUUUCACGCCUGGCCUCAGCAUGCGCUGCAGUCCGUCAGCAGUACGUUCAUCAACGGCAUCACUGGACUGGAGCCUGCCGUGAAAACGUCUAUCAGUGAGUUUAUCUCGUAUGCUCACACCAGUGUGAAUGAAGUGAGCGUCAAAUACCAGCAAAACGAAAAGCACUUCAACUACACCACGCCCAAGAGUUUUCUGGAGUUCAUGAAACUCUACGGAAACUUACUGGGCACGAAAAGACGAGAACUCACACAGAAAAUGGAACGACUGGAGAACGGACUCCAGAAACUGCAGUCGACAGCUUCGCAGGUAGAGGAUCUGAAAGCGAAGUUGGCCAUACAGGAGGUUGAACUACAUCAGAGGAACAGUGACACUGAAGCUCUCAUCUCUAAAAUUGGCCAACAGACAGAAAAACUCAACCUGGAGAAGAGCAUAGCUGAUGCUGAGGAACAGAGAGUGGCAGCCAUCCAGGCCGAGGUGACUAAACAGCAGCAGGAGAGUGAAGAGGACCUGGCCAAAGCCGAACCUGCUCUACAGGCAGCUAACGCUGCUCUGAACACACUGAACAGGUUAAAUCUAACAGAGCUGAGAACAUUCCCCAAUCCUCCAGCCAUCGUCACCAAUGUCUCUGCCGCAGUGCUGGUGCUGCUGGCACCUAACGGACGCAUCCCCAAAGACCGCAGCUGGAAAGCUGGCAAGGUGGUCAUGAGCAAGGUGGAUGACUUCCUGCAGGCUCUGGUGAACUUUGAUAAGGAACACAUUCCUGAAGCCACAGUGCGUGUGGUGAAAGAGGAGUAUCUGAGGGAUCCAGAGUUCAAUCCCGACUUUGUCCGUCUCAAAUCGUCUGCCGCCGCCGGCCUGUGUGCCUGGGUCAUCAACAUCAUACGCUUCCACGAGGUGGGUUGUGAAGUAGAGGUGAAGAAGAUGUGUCUGACUCAAGCCAAUGCUGAUCUGGUUGAAGCUGCAGAGAAACUGGAGGUCAUCAGGAAGAAACUAGCUGAACUGGACAGCAGUUUGGACACUCUCACGGCAGCUUUUGAACGAGCCACCUCAGAGAAACUGCGUUGCCAGGACGAGGUGAACCGUACCAACAAAACCAUCGAACUCGCCAACAGACUGGUCAAAGGGCUGGAGUCUGAGAACGUGCGCUGGGCCCACUCAGUGGCUCAGUAUCGGGAGCAGGAGGAGACCCUGUGUGGGGACGUUCUCCUGACCGCCGCCUUCAUCUCCUACUCCGGCUCCUUCUCCAAGAGAUACAGACACGAGCUGCUCCACAACCUGUGGAUGCCCUAUCUACGCAGCCAGAAGGUUCCUAUUCCAAUGACAGAGGGCUUGGAUCCCGUCUCUAUGCUGACUGAUGAUGCCACUGUUGCUAAGUGGAACAAUGAAGGGUUGCCGGGCGACAAGAUGUCCACGGAGAACGCCACCAUCCUGACGAACUGUGAACGCUGGCCGCUUCUGAUCGAUCCCCAGCUGCAGGGCAUCAAGUGGCUCAAGAGUCACUAUGGCAACAGCCUCAAGGUCGUUAACCUGGGACAGAAAGGGUAUGUGGAUGUCAUAGAGCAGGCUGUGGUAACAGGAGAGCCGGUCCUCAUUGAGAAUCUUGAGGAGACGAUUGAUCCGGUUAUCGAUCCGUUGCUGGGCAGACACACCAUCAAGAAGGGAAGAUGUAUAAAGGUGGGGGAUAAGGAGUGUUUUUUCCACCCGGACUUCCGGCUGAUUCUCCACACUAAGCUGGCAAAUCCUCACUAUAAGCCUGAGAUCCAGGCUCAGACCACCCUCAUCAACUUCACUGUCACCCGGGACGGCCUGGAGGAUCAGCUCCUCGCAGAGGUCGUCAACCUGGAGAGGCCAGACCUGGAGCACCUCAAGUCUGACCUGACCAAACAGCAGAACACCUUUAAGAUUGAGCUGAAGCAGUUGGAGGAUGAGUUGCUGACCCGGCUGUCAGCGGCAGAGAGUAAUUUCCUGGGAGACAAUGUGCUGGUGGAGAAACUGGAGACCACUAAACACACCGCUGCAGAGAUUGAGAUGAAGGUGUUGGAGGCGAAGGUUAACGAGGUGAAGAUAAACGAAGCUCGUGAACACUACAGGCCAGUGGCUGUGCGAGCCUCUCUCCUUUACUUCAUCAUCAAUGACCUGAACAAGAUCAACCCCAUGUACCAGUUCUCCCUCAAGGCCUUUAAUGUGGUGUUCCAUAAGGCCGUAAACAACGCGGACAGCUGUCCUGAUGUUCACACUCGCGUAAACACGCUCAUUAACUGCAUCACCUUCUCGACGUUCAACUAUAUCAACAGGGGCCUGUUUGAGCGCGACAAACUCACCUUCACCGCCCAGCUGGCAUUCCAGUUGUUGCUGAUGAGUAAAGAGAUUAAUGCGCGUGAGUUGGACUUCCUGUUACGCUUCAACGUUGACCACAGUUACGUCAGCCCUGUUGACUACCUGUCCAACUCUGCCUGGAGUGCCAUCAAGACAAUGAGUUUUACUGAUGAGUUUCGGGGGCUGGACCGGGACAUCGAAGGGUCUCCCAAACGCUGGAAGAAAGUGGUGGAGUCGGAAUGCCCGGAGAAGGAGAAGCUACCUCAGGAGUGGAAGGGGAAGAGUUCCCUCCAAAAACUCAUUCUUAUGCGUGCACUACGGCCAGACAGGAUGACCUAUGCCGUCAGAAACUUUGUUGAGGAAAAGUUGGGUGUGCAGUACACAGAAGGCAGAAAGAUGGACUUUGCCAAACUGUUUAAGGAGAGUGGUCCAGCGUCGCCUGUCUUCUUCAUUCUCUCACCUGGAGUUGACCCGCUCAAAGAUGUUGAAUCAUUGGGUAAGAAGCUGGGCUUCACUAUUGACCUGGGAAAACUGCACAAUGUCUCUCUUGGACAAGGUCAGGAGGCUGUAGCUGAAUUAGCCAUGGAGAAAGCCUCCAAGGAGGGACACUGGGUCAUACUACAGAACAUCCACCUGGUGGCUAAGUGGCUUGGCAGUCUUGAGAAGCUUCUAGAACGCUGUUGUGAAGACAGUCACCCUGACUACCGCGUGUUCAUGAGCGCAGAGCCCUCACCAACGCCGCAGGAACACAUCAUUCCACAGGGAAUUCUGGAAAAUUCCAUCAAAAUCACCAAUGAGCCGCCAACUGGCAUGCUGGCUAAUCUGCAUGCCGCGCUGGACAACUUUGACCAGGAUAUCCUGGACCAGUGCUCGCGGGAGCAGGAGUUUAAGACCAUCCUCUUCUCUCUGUGUUAUUUUCACGCCUGUGUGGCAGAGAGGAGGAAGUUUGGGCCGCAGGGCUGGAACAGAAAGUACCCCUUUAACACAGGGGACCUCACCAUCUCUGUCAACGUCCUCUACAAUUACCUGGAGGCCAACUCUCAGGUGCCAUGGGAGGAUUUGAGAUAUCUGUUUGGUGAGAUUAUGUAUGGUGGCCACAUUACAGAUGACUGGGACAGAAGACUCUGCAGAACUUACCUAGAGGAAUAUAUGCAACCCAAUCAGUUUGACAGGAAGUUGUCUCUGGCUCCAGGCUUUGUCGUCCCUUCUAACUUAGAUUAUCAGGGUUACCAUGGCUACAUUGAUGAGAUGCUGCCUCAUGAGAGCCCUGUGCAUUAUGGUCUGCAUCCGAACGCAGAGAUUGAGUUUUUGACGGUGACGUCGGAUAAUCUUUUCCACACGUUACUGGAGCUGCAGUCUCGCGACUCUGCCAUGGGAGAGGGAGCUUCCCAAACCACAGAGGAGAAGGUGAAGACGGUUCUGGAUGAUAUCCUGGAGAAGUUACCGGAAGAAUACAACAUGUCAGACAUCACGUCUAAGACAGCGGAGCGUUCGCCGUACGUCUUAGUGUGUUUCCAGGAGUGUGAGCGUAUGAACUCUCUCAUUUCAGAGAUGCGCCGCUCACUGAAAGAGCUGGACCUGGGUCUAAAGGGUGAACUGGCCAUAUCCUCUGAAAUGGAGCAAAUCCAGACUGCUUUGUUCUUUGAUAAUGUCCCUGAUACCUGGACUAGACUGGCAUACCCUUCCACAUACAGCCUGGCACAAUGGUAUAACGACCUGCUGCUGCGCUGCAGAGAACUGGACAGCUGGACUCAGGACCUGUCUCUGCCCAGUGUGGUCUGGCUCUCAGGACUUUUCAACCCACAGUCCUUUCUUACAGCGGUGAUGCAGAGUUUGGCGCGGAAGAAUGAGUGGCCUCUGGACAAGAUGAACCUGACAGUUGACGUCACAAAGAAGUUUAAAGAGGAGUUUAAUCAGCCGGCCAGAGAGGGAGCCUACGUCCAUGGCCUUUACAUGGAAGGUGCGCGCUGGGAUAUUCAGGGCGGGACCAUAGCUGAAGCCCGGCUGAAGGAGCUGACUCCCAGCAUGCCUGUAAUCGCUGUGCGGGCCGUUCCAAACGACCGCCAGGAGACCAGGAACAUCUUUGAAUGCCCCGUCUACAAGACCAAACUCCGCGCAAACACGUACGUCUGGACCUUCAGUCUGAAGACCAGAGAGAGACCAGCCAAGUGGAUCCUGGCAGGAGUCGCCUUGCUUCUCAGUGUGUAA